UGGUGGGAGCUGACAAUUUAAAAAUUAUUAUUUGGACAUCUCCGAUGUGGCCGAUGCCUCCUAAACUCUAGAGCUGGGCUACCCAAUAUAAUAUGCACUUGCCACUUAUGGCCAUUGACCUGAGAUGUGCUGUAAGUGUAAAAUGCAGUUAGGAUCUUCAAAGACUUAGCAUGAAAAAAGAAUAUAAAAUAUCUCAUUGAUAAUUCUUAUAUUGGUUCCAUGUUCAAAGGAUAUUCCUUUUGAUCUGUUAGGUUAAAUAAAAUGUGUUAUUAAAAUUCAUUAAUAUAUUAUUAAAAAUAAUUUCUUUUACUUUGUAAAAGAAAAUUAUAAGUCACAUAUAUGUAACUCACAUUGUGGCUUGCCUUGAUGGCUCGCAUUUAUGUGUCUAUUGGACAGCAUUACUCUAGAGAUGUAGUGUUGAAAGAACUUGAUUGUCUUGUGGAGCUUAUAUCCCGAUGUGGAUGGUAUUUAGAGCAGAAAAUAAGUGAAUGUAUAAACCAACAAGAAAAGUGUCUGGUGAGAUGGCCUGUGCUUGGGGGCAGCUGAUUUGUGUUAUGGGUCAGGCUGGACCUCUCUGAGGAUGAAAUAUCUAAGAUGAGAUAUUAAUAUUCAGAAAGAGCCAGAUGUGGGAAGCCUGAGAGGAAAAGCAUUGUAGGCAGAGGAACAGAGGACACAAAAGCCCUGAGAUGGCAAUGAGCUUGGCGUGUUCAAGGAAUCGAAGGAACUCAGAGUGGAUGGAGCACAGUAUGUGAGGGGAGAGUGGAUGUGUGAGGUAUGAGGAACAGACUGGGCGGAUCCAGGAAUGCUUAGCAAACUUGAAUUAGGAAUUUGGAAGCCAUUGAGGGUGUUGAGCAGAAUAAUGUCAGGAUCUGAUUUGUGUUUUUGAAAGACCAUUUGGCUUCUGUCAGAAAGCAUGGGGGGGAGGGGGCAGCAUCAGGAGCAGAAACAAGCUAUUUGCAAGGUUAGUGCAAAUAUGCAGGUCAGAUGAGGCCAUGGAUAAGGGAGGUGGUGAUCGACACAAUUCCGGGUGUGGAUUCAGUUGCUCUGUAGAUAGAAUCAACAGGCUCAGAUUGGACGGGGUGGUGAGGGAAAGGAAAAUCGAGGGUGAGUUUCAGAUUUGGAGCUUUAACAACUGAAUGUUUAAGCUCCAAAUAGAUGCAGAUACCGGGAGAGAGGCAGACUUGGGAGGAUGGAACAAUUUAGAGUUUGUUUUGGGCAAUGUUAGGUUUGGGGUGACUCUGGGAUUCCCGUGGGGAGAUGUCAAGAAUUCAGUUGGUUAUACCAGGCUAGAGCUCUGGGGAGAAGCCAAGGCUGAUGGUUUAGAUCAGAAGUUAUCAGUAUGAUGUUACAACCCAUGAGAUUGUAUAGAGGAUGGGGGGGCAGUUACAAGCCCUAGGAUGCCUCAAAAUUUAGAGUUAAAUUUGGAGGCAAUAAAGCUAGGAACUGGAUUGAGGAGAGGUGACCAAAUACGCUAUAAAAACAACCAAAAUUGUGUUGUGUGUACAUUUUAUCAUCUCAAAGCAUAAGAAAAAUCUGUCUCAAGAAGGAGGAAGGGGUCAAGUGGGUGCUAUGUCACUGAGAUAUCAGGAUAAGAACUGGAGGCAGCAUACAGGCCAUGAGCAUCCUUAAGGAGAGCACAUUCCGUGGAGUGCUGAGAAUCAAAGUCAAUGUCGAGUGUGUUUAGGAGAAAAAUAUGAGGUUGAGAAGUGGAGACACUCCCUUCUAAAGUUUGGCUGUGAAUCUUCUUCACAGAAAGAAUUCUCUUGGAGAAAUAGAGCCGAAGCCGGAAACGAAUAAAGGCCAAGGAUGGCUUCCUUUUGAAGGGAGGAGAUAUGAUAACGUUUAUGUGACAGUGAGAAUGAUCGAGUGGAAAGAAAAUCCUGGAAGAAUUUUGGCAGAAAAGAAAAGGGAUGCUGCAGGAGGAAAAUUCUUGGGAAGAUGAGAGAGAGAGGGAUCCAGAGCAAACAUGGGGAGGGGGCAGCCUUUGGAAUGAACAAGAACUCUUUAUUCACUGUAACAGGUGCAGAUAGAUUGGACGGUUUGGGUGAGAGAAGGCUAAGAAGUUCACAACUAAUUGUUAUGAUCUUCUCAUUAAAAUACGAGGUAGGGGCAUGAGCUGAGUCAGGAUGGGAGAAGAAGUUAGGAAGUCUGAGGAGAAAGCAGAACUGAAAGCAUUAUUUCGAAGCAUGGAAAUGCAAACAUGCCGGAGAAGAGGAUCAGCUAACAAGGAAGUGCUGAGUUUCCAUCUGAAAUCUGUGGUCGUAAAUCCAGAGAGCCCCUUAAUAAUUGUGACAUUGGGCAACCCACUUCCCUCGUGAGAGUCAUGGUUUCCUCUUGUAACACACAAUGACGAUACUUAUGCGAAAACAACGAUGUUGUAAUUGGAGAUGAUAAAAUGUACAAUGACUGGCACAUAUUUGGGGUUCACCAAAUAGCAGCCACCAUAGUCCCUGCGAGUGUCAUGUGUGGUCACAGGUUCUCUCCCCAGUGCUGCAACAAGGAUGGGCCCAUAAUUUUACAACUUUGUCCUACUGUCCUUUCCCCAGCUGUCAUUGCACAAUCGUCUUUCCUUGUGUAUAAAAAUUUUUAAAGCAAUGAUUUAGAGAUUAGUGAGUGCAUCCUAUCUUCUGAGCACCUUCUAGGGUGUUCAGUGGGCGAGUGGAGAGAAACAGACUCAGUUGAGGAGGUAUGGGGUGGGAGAGAGUUAAGAGCACAAUUCUGGUGGAAUCGGUCUGAUUGAUCUCAAAUUCUGGCUCUACCUCUUCCUCACUGGGGGCAUUAAACAAUGAAUAUAACCUGCUGAAGUCUUAACUUCUUCUUCUGUACAAUGGCCAUACUAAUUGUGUAACUAAUAUUAUUCCAUAUUUAUAAUGCUGCAGAGUAUGCUCGAUGCUUUACGCAUAUUAACACGUGCAAACCUCAGGGACCUUAUGAGAUGAGUCGUGAUGAGGUGGAAGAGAAGCUCUUGGCAUAUGGAAAAGGUUCAUACGUAGUACUACUACUGUUUCGAGCAUUGUUCUCGACCUGAACUUGAGCUUCUACAAUGCGUGGCCCCAGGACAAGGCACAGAGCCUGGUGAGGAUCGAGAGUUCCUAUUUGUUAAAGAGUCAUUCGGUCCUGCCUAAAAGAUUUCCAUGUCUGUUCUCAUUAAUCCUCACCUAAACCUCAGUCUUCACCACAAAAUCACCCCCAUUCUGCAGAGGAGGAAAGUGAAGUUGGAAGAGAUGUCACUGACCAAGAACCCAGUGGGCAGGUGUCAGAGAUGAGAUUAGAAUACAGAUUGACCAAACUCCAGAGCCCAGCACUCCUUACACUGUAACAGUGACUCUCAACUGGGGGUGAGGGAAAGCCCUCCAGGGGACAUUUGACAAUGUCUGUAGACACUUUUGGUUGUCACGACUGGAGCGAGGGGGUACUACUGGCAUCUGGUAGAUAGAGGCCAGGGAUGCUGCCAAACAUCCUACAGUUUAAGGGAUGAUCCCCAACAACAAAGGAUGGUUAGCUUCAAACGUCAAUGGUACUGAGGUUGAAAAAUCCUGCACUACAUCAAGAAGGUCCCAUAGAAGACUUUGGUGGAAGUGACUGGUGAAGACAGGCAGAAAGAAAAGGAAGGGAAAAAAGAGGAGGGAGGGAGGGAGGCAAAUCAACAUCCUGGAUUGUGAUCAUCUCCACGUAAUCUUGGGGGAACCCCUUGAAAAGGCAGCGCUUUAGAGAAGCAAAGACAGUGGCUCUAGAAUUGGUUAAACCUGGUUUUCAAAGCUUGCUGCCUCCACUGACUGGCUGGGCUUGAUGUUGAACAAACUACUGAAAACCCUGGGACAUGGUUUCCCCCUGAUAAAAGAUGGACGACGGGCAGGCUCCAUGGCCAAGUGGUUAAGUUUGCGUGCUCUGCUGCGGUGGCUCAGGGUUUUGUCAGUUUGGAUUCUGGGCACGGACAUGGCACCACUCAUCAAGCCAUGCUGAGGUGGUGUCCCACAUGCCACAACUAGAAGGACCCACAACUAUAUACAAGAAUAUGCAACCAUGUACCGGGGAGCUUUGCAGAGAAAAAGUAAAAAAUUAAAAAAUCUUUUUAAAAAAAGAUGGAAGAUAAUGGAUACCCUAGAACAGAUUUAUGGCUAUUAAAUUUGAGCACGUGCUCAGUAACAGCUAUUUCUCUUAAAGAGGCAGAAUACCCUAGGGUAAGAUGAUUCCCAAAUUUUUGAGGCCAUAGAAAAUCACCCUAGAUUUUGUCCAAAGAGAUUUUAGGGUGAGGUUCAUGAAUGUGCAUUUUAACAACCACCCUGGAUGUUUCGACAUAGCUAAAAGACCACAGUAUGAGGAAAUUUGGGCAAGUGGCAUGGACAUGGGGGUCACAUAGACCUCUGGGUUGAAUUUGGAUGCAAUAAUUAUAGAUGUGACCUGAUCCAGAGGCAGACACUACAAUGUUUUGGAUUCUCAUUCUUAAGAGCAAAGUAAUCUAUUCCAGAAUCUCCCCAGGAUAUCUUCCCAUAGUGUUAUUGUCCAGGAUUUAGUCAUGUGCCCAUUGCUAAAACAAUCUCUUGCAAAGCAAAGGAGAUUCCAGCUACUAGUGAGACAAAUCACGAUUUGCCUCCAAAGAUGGAGCAAGGGACAUCUUCCCUGAUGGGUGUCAGCAAGAUGGAAACCAACUUCUCCGUCCCUCUGAAUGGAUCCAAUGCGAGGCCCCAUGAGCCUCCUGGCUACGCUGUUGUGAAUAUCCUCUCAUUGGUGGUGCUUGGGAUCACUUUUGUCCUCGGAAUCCUGGGCAAUGGGCUUGUGAUCUGGGUGGCUGGAUUCCGGAUGGCACGCACAGUCACCACCCUCUGUUACCUGAACUUGGCCAUAGCUGACUUCUCUUUCACUACUACCAUUCCCUUCCUCAUGGUCUCAAUGGCCAUGGGAAAACAAUGGCCUUUUGGCUGGUUCCUAUGCAAGUUAGUUCACAUCGUGGUGGACAUCAACCUGUUUGGGAGUGUCUUCCUAAUUGCUUUCAUUGCUCUAGACCGCUGUAUUUGUGUCCUGCAUCCAAUCUGGGCCCAAAACCACCGCACUGUAGGUCUGGCUACAAAACUGAUCAUGGGACCCUGGAUUCUUGCUCUAAUCCUCACCUCACAAAUUUUCCUCUUCUUCACUACAAAAAGUGAUGGGAAAGGGAAUACACUCUGUACUUUCAGCUUCGAAUCCUGGGGUAACACCACUGAUGAGAAGAGGAGGAUAACCGUCACCGUGUUGACAGUCAGAGGGAUCAUCCGGUUUAUCAUUGGCUUCAGUAUGCCGAUGUCCAUCGUCGCAAUCUGCUAUGGCCUCAUUGCUGCCAAGAUGCACAAAAAAGCUAUGAUAAAAUCCAAUCGUACCUUACGGGUCCUCACUGCUGUUGUGGCUUCUUUCUUUCUCUGUUGGUUCCCCUUUCAACUGUUUGCCCUUCUUGGCACAGUCUGGAUCAAAGAAAUAUAUUUUGAAGGUAAGCACAAAAUCAUUAUUCUCCUUAUUAACCUAACGAGCUCCCUGGCCUUCUUCAACAGCUGCCUCAACCCAAUACUCUAUGUCUUCGUGGGUCGAGACUUCCGAAAGAAACUGAUCCACUCCCUGCCAGCCAGUCUGGAGAGGGCCCUGAGUGAGGACUCAGCCCAGACCAGUGACACAACAACCAAAUCUUCUUCAUCCCCUGCAGAAGUCCAGUUACAGGCAAUGUGAGGAGGUCUGGGGGACAUUUUUGAGAUCUGCCUGCCCCUACCGUGCUCCCAGUUGCAGCUUCAUUUCCCUUGGAUCAUCCUGAGCCACUCAGCUUGAAUAAUGCUUUGGGGCCCCCUGAUGUGGGGAGAAGAAGGACAUAAGGGUAGCAUUCUUGUCAUUUUGGGGUUUUGGACCUCAGCCUAUAACCCGGUGUAAGCAGAGGUGGGAAAAUAAAACAAGAGAAAGAGUGAUGGGGAAUUUGUAAAGCUUAGCUGAGAGAGUCAAUUAAGGGGAAAACUUUAUUAUUUCAUCAUUAAAUACGAUGUUGCCUGUAGCGUUUAUUUAAAACCUAUUUUUCAUAAGACUACGCAAGUUUACUCUUUCUACCUCAUUAAAGCUUUUCUUUUUUUAUAA
Equus quagga is the source of this 6087-nucleotide messenger RNA. Its product is annotated as N-formyl peptide receptor 2-like. The coding region runs from base 4600 to 5694 and encodes 364 amino acids. NCBI's taxonomy places the organism in Eukaryota, Metazoa, Chordata, Mammalia, Perissodactyla, Equidae. The transcript has 2 exons. Gene Ontology annotation, biological process: inflammatory response; phospholipase C-activating G protein-coupled receptor signaling pathway; positive regulation of cytosolic calcium ion concentration. Gene Ontology annotation, cellular component: plasma membrane. Gene Ontology annotation, molecular function: complement receptor activity; N-formyl peptide receptor activity. The record is from RefSeq and is a predicted model, not a curated record.